AAAUUUCUCUUUUCCUCCAAAAAAUGUCAACAAAAUUAAUAAUUCCAAUAAUUUUAAUUAUUUUAUUAAUAUUACCAGAAGGGGAAAGUGAUUGUGUACAAAUGUGCAAAAAUUCAGCUUGUAGCCAAAUUUGUAGUAGAAAAAAGAGAGAAGGAGGAGGAGAUGAAGGUGUUAAACGAUUAAUUAAAAGAGAUUUUAAUGGAUGCCAAUUUACCCAAAUGGGGGGAUUGGCACGGGAAGAUUGUUCUCAAGAUGGAGGGGUUGUUGUUGUAAGGAAGGAAGGACGUAGAAAGAGAUUGGCAAAUUUGGAGAAAAUGAGAGAAGGGGGGGACUUUCCUUGA
Meloidogyne enterolobii is the source of this 341-nucleotide messenger RNA. NCBI's taxonomy places the organism in Eukaryota, Metazoa, Nematoda, Chromadorea, Rhabditida, Meloidogynidae. The record is from the annotation of a GenBank genome assembly.